ACUUUACAACCUAAUCUUGUUGGAGGAAGAAUUGGCAAAACUAUUAUUUAUAGCUCACAAGUCUUAGAUCCAAUAAAAAAGGAAAGGAUAAAAAUAUUCACAGGUAAAAUCAUCAUAAAUGGUCAACGUUCUCUACAUCUGGUGUACCGUUACAUUAAGUGACCAUCAGGUGCUGAUCGCCUUAUCGUACCCCAAGUCCAUGAGUCAUACAGGACGUAAACCAGGCGCUCAAUUUAGUGAGUGCUGUUCGGGUAUGUUGAAGGAGGCGGUGUUGCGGCUCCAGGACAGACGCUGAGCCCCGCGUCAUGGAGCACAUGUCCUCUCCCGUGAGGUUUCGCAGCGACAUCAGAGGUACGUCUACGACAUGAUCAUCACACAUCAGAGACCCCGUUAUUCUCAUGUUGGUCUAUAGCUUCACGCCUAAAGACUUAUACUACGUUAAUUUGUUGAAAAUUUCCUUGCGUUUCAAAUGCAUGUUUUUGUUUACAACUUAAGCCGCGUUUAAACUGCCCGCAUUACUCCAAUCCCAUGCUGUCAUUCGGUCCUCUGCUCCCCCUCCUACCUGCAGCGAGACUGGAGCGUUCCAGUCUGUCCAUUGAGGACGAGGAAGACCUGGCCCGCCCCCGCGCCACAAAGGACCUCCUCCCCACCAUGAGGGACCUCCCCCCCGCCACCAGGGACCUCCCCCAUCUCCCCCACUCCACCAGGGACCUCCCCCAACUCCUCCCUGCCACCAGGGCCCUCCCGCCGCCCCCCCGUCCCGAGGGGCCCCUCCCCGUCGGGAGCAAAGAAGGUGAACCGGAGCCGGAGCCGACAGAGGCCCCACACGCCACAGGGGCCCUGCGUCCGCCUGCGGCCUGCAGCCCUGCAGGCUCUGCCGUCCAAGAGACCCCUCCUCCACCCCUGAAGGCCCGCUGCUCCGCCCCAGAGACCCCUCCUCCACCCUUGACCCCCCGCCGCUCCACCCCGGAGACCCCUCCUCCACCCUUGAUCCCCCGCCGCUCCACCCCGGAGACCCCUCCUCCACCCCUGAAGGCCCGCCCCUCCGCCCCGGAGACCCCUCCUCCACCCCUGAAGGCCCGCCCCUCCGCCCCGGAGACCCCUCCUCCACCCCUGAAGCCCUGGCGCUCCACCCGGGCGGACAGCGACCUCCAGCCGCUGCAGCUGCGGUCCCAGAUGGCGAGGCAGGGCUCGCUGGACUCCCCGCUCAGCCCCGCCUCGCGGCCACGCAGCCCCUGGGCCCGCCUGGACCCCUACGACUCCCCAGAGGACCAGGACAAGGAGUAUGUCGGCUUUGCCACGCUGCCCAGCCAGGUGAACCGCAAGACGGUGAAGAAGGGCUUCACCUUCACCCUCAUGGUCACAGGGGAAUCUGGUUUGGGUAAAUCCACCCUGAUCAACAGUCUGUUCCUCACCGAUCUCUACAAAGACCGGAAGGUUCCCAACGCUGAAGAACGGAUCCUCCAGACGGUUGGCAUCGUCAAACACACCGUGGGCAUCGAGGAGAAAGGGGUCCGACUCCGACUGAACAUCAUCGACACGCCGGGCUUUGGAGACGCUGUCAACAACACAAAGAGCUGGAAGGAGGUGGAGGACUAUGUGGACCAGCAGUUUGAGCAGUACUUCAGGGAGGAGAGCGGGCUGAACAGGAAGAACAUCCAGGACCACCGAGUGCACUGCUGCCUCUACUUCAUCUCCCCCUCCGGCCACGGUCUCCGUCCCCUGGAUGUGGAGUGCAUGAGGGCCUUGCAUCAGAAGGUCAACAUAGUUCCUGUCCUGGCCAAGGCUGACAGUCUCACCCCCGCUGAGGUCCGCACCAAGAAGCUGAAGAUCAGGCAGGAGAUUGAACAGUUUGGGAUCAACAUCUACCAGUUUCCCGAGUGUGACUCAGAUGAAGACGAUGAGUUCCAACUACAGGAUCAAAUCCUCAAGAACAGUGUCCCCUUCGCAGUCAUUGGCAGCAACCUUCAGGUUGAGAGUGAAGGCCGAAGGUUCAGAGGUCGAAUCUAUCCGUGGGGGCUUGUAGAAGUGGAGAACCCCGAGCACUCCGACUUCCUGCUGCUGAGGAACAUGCUGGUCCGGACCCACAUGCAGGACCUGAAGGACGUGACCCGGGAGAACCACUACGAGAACUACCGGGCCCAGUGCAUCCAGAGCAUGACCCGCAUGGUGGUGCAGGAGAGGAGGCGCAGUCUGUGUGACCAGAUCCAACAUGAGAACAGCGCAGACGUUCCCCUUCCUCUGGCGGUCAUCGCCAGCGAGAAGGAGAGGCUGAUCUUGGAGAAAGAUCGGGAAUUGAGGAGGAUGCAGGAGGUACUGGAGAGGAUUCAAGAGCAGAUGCUGCAAAACCACAGAGACGGCUUCUAAAUAGAAACCGAGGGAAAGAUGAGGACCAGCCGAGAGCACGUUGAAGACCAGCUCGGAAACGGCUUCUUGGACAGCACCAAAUACCGGAGGAAGGGGGCAGUGGCUGUUGAAUCAUAGGCAUAGAAAAGACUGAGACUGUGUGGACAGGGCCUCAAUACUACCCUGGAAACCAAAAUCUAAGCUACUUCCAGGAGUCCUGUCCUUGGGGUCUGAGUUAACAGCUCCACUAGUCUUGAAUUGGGGUCUUAGUCAACAGCUCCAUUAGUCCUGCGUUGGGAUCUUAGUUAACGGCUCCACUAGUCUUGUGUUGGGGUCCUAGUUAACGGCUCAACUAGUCAUGUGUUGGGGUCCUAGUUAACGGCUCGUUGGGCGAUAUAGGACGUCCAUAGGAACAAUUUUUCUUACUGAUUUUUGUAUUUCUUUUUCCAUUUAAUAUAAAUUUAACCUUUUUAUUUGCAAUUUGAGACCAAAUAAUAAAUUAUUUCAAACUUUA
Gadus macrocephalus (Pacific cod) is the source of this 2860-nucleotide messenger RNA. RefSeq names its product septin-5-like. Bases 529 to 2367 code for a protein of 612 amino acids. Gene Ontology annotation, biological process: regulation of exocytosis; cytoskeleton-dependent cytokinesis. The record is from RefSeq and is a predicted model, not a curated record. Gene Ontology annotation, cellular component: septin complex; cell division site; microtubule cytoskeleton. Gene Ontology annotation, molecular function: GTP binding; GTPase activity; molecular adaptor activity. The transcript is spliced from 12 exons. NCBI's taxonomy places the organism in Eukaryota, Metazoa, Chordata, Actinopteri, Gadiformes, Gadidae.